UUCAUUAAAACAAGCUUGCUCCUGCUUCCUCCAGUGAGGAUCCGCCAGGUCAAUGAAGCCAGGUUUUAGGACCUACUUAACUCCUCCAUACUGCAACAAAACAACCCCCCUGCAAAUCCCACUUUCUGAGAUGGGCAACUUUUGUCCAGCUGUAGGACCGUUGUCAGGCAGGAACUCCAGAUCCACUGUUCAGAACAAGAUGUAUUCGCAUAAACUUUUGACUGUGUUUCUGCACUUGGAUUUUAUUCGAAUGGCAGUUGCUCACUGUAUGGUACAUCAGAUUCCAGCGUCGAGCUUUAUGCUGCCUUGCAUGUCACCAAAUGAGACUUCUGUUAUUCCUUUGACUGCUGGUGUUGUAGCGAGCAGUCCUGUGUUGCACAGAGAGCAUGGAACCGCUGAAACCAACUCUCUGGUGCUGGUGGCUGAAGAGAGUUUCCUCUGUUGCCUUUGGAGUGAAACACACGCAAAUUGUUCUUUGUACACAGCAGGCAUGGAAACAAAGAAAUUUAUGUCCUCAGAAAUAAGUAGCUUUGCUCCUCAGCAAACAGAUUUAAGCUGGAACAUUCAAUGUUGGACUAAAGGAGACCUAGAACUGUUCGUUUGUAUCCUGAAAAUGUCUAACAAGAAGUCGUACUUGAAUGGAGAAUUUAAGAUUAAUCUUUUAUAUGUUCUAUCAGAGUUGUCAUUGGAAGACAUGUCUACAGGUUCUCUAAAAGGCAAUGUCAUGGUUACUCCCUGCAACUGCAAUGGGUCUGAUAAGUACGAAUGUCACAUACCUUCAUUGAAACUCAACUACACUUAUAUUACAUGGUUAAACGUCAUAAAUGGGGUAACACUUCUUCAGUCACCUUUAAUGUCGGUCAGACCCAUAAAUAUUGUAAAGCCUGAACCUCCAUUGAACCUGCGACUAGAAAUGACAGACAAAGGACAGUUAAAGAUCUGUUGGUCCAACCCAGUACUAACACCAUAUCCGCUUCAGUAUGAAGUGAAGUUUUCUGGGAAUGCUACUCAAAAUGCCUCGCAGGUGGUUGAGAUUGUCAUAGAAACCUCCCUCAUCAUAGGCAAUAUGCUGGUUGGUUCUUCAUAUUUAGUUCAAGUACGGUGCAAGAGUCUUCAUGGUCCAGGAUUCUGGAGUGAUUGGAGCACACCUUAUAAUUUAAAUACAGAAGAUGUCAUGUACUUCCCUCCUAAGAUACUGACGAGUGUUGGUUCUAAUGUUUCCUUUCAUUGCCUCUAUAAUGAUAAAAACAAGAUGAUUUUGUCAAAGAAGAUUGUUUGGUGGCUGAAUUUAGCAGAAGAAAUCCCAGAGAGACAGUAUACACUUGUGAAUGAUCGUGUUAGCAGAGUUACUCUUUUCAACUUGAAUGCAACAAAACCUAAAGGAAAAUUCUUCUAUAAUGCAUUGUACUGUUGUAACCAAAACAGGGAAUGUCAUCAUCGAUAUGCUGAAUUAUAUGUAGUAGAUGUCAAUAUCAAUAUCACAUGUGAAACUGAUGGGUACUUAACUAAAAUGACUUGCAGAUGGUCCGCAAACACAAAUACAUUGCUUGUGGGGAGUUCUUUACAGUUAAAAUACUACAGGAGUAGUAUCUAUUGUUCUGACUUUCCAAGUAUUCCUCCAAAGUCAGAGGCAAAAGAAUGCCAUUUACAGAGGAAUCAUUAUUACGAGUGUACAUUUCAGCCUAUUUUUCUUUUAUCUGGAUAUACCAUGUGGAUAGAGAUAAAGCACCAACUAGGAACACUUGAAUCCCCACCAACCUGUGUCAUUCCAGCAGAUGUGGUGAAGCCGUUUCCUCCCUCUAACGUUAAGGCAGAAAUCACCAAGAAUGUUGGGCUGCUGAAUGUGAGCUGGACAAACCCAGCAUUUCCGAACAGCGAUCUUAAGUUUCAGAUUCGGUACUCUGUGAACAGGGAAGAAAUAUUAUGGGAGAUAUUUGAGGUUUCAAAUGCACCAACAAAAUCAGUCAUGAUAAAGGUACUGGACCUUUGUGUUGUAUAUAUUGUUCAGGUGCGCUGCAGUGGACUAGAUGGAUUAGGUUACUGGAGUGAUUGGAGUAAACCAGCGUAUACCAUUGUACAGGAUAUCCAAGCUCCCCUGAGAGGUCCCGAAUUUUGGAGAGUUAUUAAUGAAGAUCCCAUAAGGAAGCAGAAAAAUGUUACUUUAGUUUGGAAGCCACUGAUGAAGAAUUACUCAUUAUGCAGUGUGUGCGGCUAUAUUGUAAAGCAGCACACUUCAGAAAACAUCACUUGGACUGAAUAUGUCACCAGUGGCACUACCUAUACGUAUCCAUGGAUGGAGGAUGCACACACCGUUACAAUCCUAGCUGUUAACUCAGUUGGAGCUUCCUCAAUGAAUUUUAAUUUAACUCUGUCACAGCAAAUGAGCACAGUGAAUAUCGUGCAGUCACUCAAUGCUUAUCCAGUAAACAGCAGUUGUGUAAUUCUGACCUGGACACUUUCACCUCAAAUGUAUGUGAUAACGUCUUUUGUUAUUGAAUGGAAAAACCUUAAUGAGGAAGAACAAAUGAAAUGGAUACGAGUUGCUCCAAAUAUUAGCAAAUACUAUAUUUAUGAUCAUUUUAUUCUUAUUGAGAAGUACCAGUUUAGCCUGUACCCAAUAUUCCCUGAAGGAGUAGGCAACCCCAAAACGACUGAUGAAUUCAUCAAAGAUAGGCGUGAAAAACAGAAUGAUGCAGGCCUCUAUGUGAUUCUACCAAUAGUUAUUUCAUCCUUCGUUUUGUUGCUUGGAACUUUGCUGAUCUCGCAACAAAGAAUGAAGAAACUCUUCUGGGAGGAUGUUCCAAACCCCAAAAACUGCUCCUGGGCACAAGGAGUUAAUUUUCAAAAGAGAAUGGACAUUCUUUGAAGUCUAAUCAUGAUCACUUCCUGCUGAACCAUUGUGCCAGCUCCCAGACUUCAUAUACAGAAUUGUUAGAAGAUUUUUCUGUUUACAUUCAGAAGACAGGAAACACAGAUACAAUACAUGAUGAUUGAUUUAAAGAUAGUCCUGGAAAUAGUUUUGUUCAAAACUUAAGAUUCCCAUGCAAAAUCCGGGACAAUUGCCAUAUUGCAGCCUAGAGCAGGGUUUGCUACACAUGUAGGCAAAAAUCUUGCUUUAAAUCACAUUUUUAUCCUUUGUUUAGUGACUUGUUUAUUAAGGCUCUGACUUGCAAAGGGCUGAACACUCCUAGUUUCAAUAAGAGUUGAGAAUGCCCAGCACCUUUGAGGAUGGAGCCAUAGAAGCAGAAAUAUCAGAAUGGUCUGAGAUUCAGCUAGUUAAGUGCAAGACUUGCCCAGUUAUCAACUUAAAAUCAUUUUUUACCAGAGUUAUUGGUUGUUUGCCCAAGAACUAGCCUGAUUCUGAUGCUGAACAGCUUUGGGAAUUUCCACUGACUUUAGGCAUGUUGAGGUGGCCAAACCCAGCCACUGGAUGUGCACAGCACUCCCAUUAAGGUCAAUGGGAGCUGAUCACAUGCAUCUGAGUGCAGAAUUUAGUCCAAAGAAUUUGCAGAAAUAAUUUAGAGUGUUGUUCAUUGUGCCUUAGUUUUCUCUGACAAGGACCAUUGUCCAUGUUAUGUCGUGUAGACAGGUACGUCACUCACUAUCAUUUAAACACAUAGAUAUUCCCACAGCCACUUUAAUAAUAGUGUCUGACAUUAGGGGUGUGUGUGUGUGCGUGCGUGUGUGUGCAAAUCUGUUGUUACCCUUUGUAUGGCAACUUCUGCUUAGUGUAAUCUCCGUUUAGCAUCAUUUCAUGUUUGUAGCUAACCUAUUACUUAUUAUAUUAAAGUUGUUUUUUCUUUUUUGUUUAAAGUGUUGCUGUAUUGUUAGAAUGCAAAGAAUAUAAUUUAAUAUUAAACAAAGUUCAUUGACGUAUAUAAUGUAGGGCCUGGUCCAAAGCUCCCUGAAGUCAAUGAUACUCUUUCCAUUCGAUCCAUGGAGCGGUGGACCAGCACCACAAUGCUGCUAUACUGACAGCAAUGGAGAAAAUGCUUUACAAUUUUGAAAAAUAUCAAAUAUGGCUGUAGGGCUUUGAACAAAGAUUUGUGAAUUGCUGGAGGAAGUGUGUGAGUUGCACAGAGACCUUUUUAUUUACUUAAUUAACUUAGCUAUAUAUAGAAAGGGAACUUAUCACCGCCAGCCCAAUAACUCACAUGUUGGAUCAGGGACUGUGGGCCUGAUUCUCCUCUCACUUUGGUGUAAAUCAGGAGUAAGUCCAUAAAAAUCAGUGAAGUUAGACUAAUUUACAAACAGCCAAAGGAGGGUAAAGGAUUUAUACUCCCAUGACAUUAUUCCAUGUUCUUAUGUCCUGUUGGGUUCCUAGCUAAGGAGAAAGAAGUUAUGCAUGUGAAUAUAAAGUGUAUUGUGCUGAAUAGGAAUUGAAGGGUCGUGUGACCUUUGAUAGCUUGUACUGCAAUACAGUCUCUAUAUUUAAUGCAUGCUUCUUUCGUACACUUUAUUAAUCUUAGUGAAAAAUGGGCCACUUGGGUAUGUCUAUAAUGCAAUAAAAGACUCAUGGCAUGGCUGCAGCUGGCCCGGGUCAGCUCACUUGGGCUUGCAGGGCUGGGGCUGUGGGGCUAAAAAUUGCAGUUUAGAAAUUUGGGCAAAGGCUGGGGCCCAGGCUCUGAAACCUUGCAAUGCAGGGGCGUCUCAGAGCCCAGGAUCCAGCCUCAGCCUGACUGUCUACACUGCAACUUUUAUCCCUGUAGACCAUGCCCUGUGAACCAAUCAAUUCACCAGACUCUGAGACUCCUUAUUUUUAUUGCAGUGUAGACGUAUCCAUAUGGUCCUCAGAUGAGCACCGUUGUGCGUCUCUGAUUCCAUGUGCAUCCAAGGCCAGGGUCUAUACUCCUUUGAAAACAGAAGGAAUUUAUGCAGCGGGGGCUAGAUUCUUCCCUCAUUUAUGUGAAUGCAAUUUCCAGUGGGAAAAACGAAGUGCAGGACUUGUACUGUAACUCUCAUUAGCUUUGAUACCCAUUGCCUGCAUAAAACUUCCACAUAUCAGCACUAGAAACCUCUAACGUCCUUAUGUCUGAAGCCAUGUGUAACUCCUUAUUUUCUUUUGGUACGUCUGUCAGAAUACAAGAUUAACUAGAUUCAAUAAUUGGUUACUAAUGUGUGUAUUUAAUAUAGUCUGUUCUGUGAUUGAUACUGCAAGGCUGUAUUUAUGGAGUAUUAGUUUAACAAAAUAUUAUCAUUUUUAACCAUUAAUGCAGUACGGCAUAGGAUGGGUAAAUCCUGCAUCUGUAAUGCAAUCUUGCAAAAAUGUACACAUAUGCUUAAUGUUAAGAUCCUGGAUGAUCCCACUGAUUUUCCAGUGAAAUGACUGUUGUACUUAAGGAUAAGGAUGUGAAUAAGUGUUUGCAGGAUUAGGUCAUAGGGUCUAAUCCUGCAGACCUUACUUAUCUAAAGCUCCAAAUGAUUUCCAAGGGAGAUAUGGCUGAGUAAUGACUAUGGCACUAUCCCUGAAAAGGUUUAUGCACAUGUUUAAUUUUACAUAGUGUGAGUAGUCCCAUUGACCUCAAUGGGAAUAUUCCCAGUGAGUAAAGUUAAGCAGGACCUAAGGACUGCAGGAUUGUGAGGGGAGCAUAUUUUGUAGUCUCCUUGUGUCUGGCAAAUGAGUGUGAAUUAAAUUUUACUCUGUGCCACUUGAGACCAGAGUAUUCCCUUUUGGUUUCAUAGAAUUAUGUUAACUGCUAUAAGAUAUUUUUGCACAAAUCAUAUGACACACAUGUUGAGAACAUAUUUUACAGCAAUAUAUACACAUAUUACUCUGUCAUUAUUUACAUUACAUUAUGGUAUUACGUCUUUCUCAGGAGAUUGUAUAUUCAUUGUAUUUGUAUAUUCAUCUAAUAUAUUUUACUUAGUGACGUGUUUGAUUCAGCAGAAAGUGACAUUUUCUAAUUGAAAUAUCUAUUUUAAAAAGUGGUAUUUGAUCAUUUAAUUUUUGAUAUUUGAUUGAUAAAAAGUGACAGGCAGUAUUCUUAAUGUGAUCCUGUAGAACUCGUAUCCAGAGUUAUGCUCAUGCUUCAGAGCCUAAGUGAACCUCUAGUUAUUGGCAGUCAGUAAGAAACGUGUUUGCCGAGACGUCCAUAGCUGCCUACUGUGGGGUUUCUGCUCUGAAGUAUCUUAUACUGGCCACUGUUGAUGAGCAAAUACUGGACUAGAUGGAGCACUGGUCUGAUUCAUUACAACAGUUCCUACAUUCCUACCUGGAUUCAUAGGUGAUCUGCCUUAGGGAAGGAUAAAUUUCAGCAAGGGACAUUCAAUAUGAAUUAAAGACAUUUCUUGGUAUAUGCAUUGUAGCAACUGUCUGCAGCUCAUUUCAGUAAUCAGUUUGCUAAUUUUAAAUGUCAUAUUCACAGUACUUUUGAAGUCCAUGGGAGUUCUGAGCAUGCAAGCAAUGCAGAAGCUAUCCCGAAUCAGCAUUUAGGCUACAAUUCAGCAAGGUACCAAAGCAAGUGUUGACAUUUAAAUAUGUGAGUAGUUUAAAAACUUGCUUGAAUACCUUGCUAAAUCAGGGCCUUAAAUGCUAUGGUGAUGGCUAUUCUAGGUUAAACAAACACCCACUAGCCUAAGAUAGAUACAAUUUUACCAUACCUUCUUAUAAUGUACACCAGUCUAAGCAUUAUGAAAUAUUCCUCGUUACUUUGGAAGGUUUCCUGCUGUGAUAUAAUAUCUGUAUGGUUUAUUAACAUCAAUACAAUCUGUUGUUUUUAACUACUUGUUUUUUAUUUGUCUUAAUUAAACUCAUCAGUGGGUAUACACUUUAAAGUGAACUUUUCUUAGUAGUAAAUAGGAAAGCCAGUUUCCUAUUGUCAAUUUAUACUGCGGUAUAUUUGAAAUGUUUUAUAUAUUUCACAUCCUUUAUGAUGUAGGAUAGGAUGCAUCCCUAAAAUAUGUGUGUGUGUGUGUGUGUGUGUGUGUAAAUUUCAAACAUGCAGUCCUUACUUACAGGUGAAGAUCCUAAAAAAAAUAUUGGAUGGUAGAAUAUGACUCUAGAUAGAAUAAUUGUAACAGGCAGAGUCAUUUCAGUUGUUUGUAAAUGAUUUUGAUUAAUUUCUAAUAUGUCAAAUUGUUCAUGCAAUUGAAAUAAAAUGCCAAAAAAAUCCUGUAGCAUAUAAGGCUUUAUCCUGCAAAGCACUAAAGUACUAGCUUAAUUUUAAGGACACGAAUAGUGCCAUUGAAAUUAAUGGACUUUGCUGAAUUAAGCCAGAAUGCUCAGCACCUUCCAGGAUCAACCCUUCCCUGCACACAUAAGACACAGGCAUGUGCUUGUUUUCUUUAUCCCCAAUUCCCCGCUUCAAUACCAUGCCACAUAGCAGACUUAGGUUUUGUUUGUUUUUCAUCAAUGUACUUUUUAUAUUAAAAUAUGCCAUACUAGUUUUCAUCUGUGCUUGUCAGUACAGUAACUUCAUAUUGAA
Molecule: messenger RNA, 7424 nt
Organism: Mauremys reevesii (Reeves's turtle)
Lineage: Eukaryota; Metazoa; Chordata; Testudines; Geoemydidae
Gene: LEPR
Product: leptin receptor
Exons: 19
Coding region: 53-2866 (937 amino acids)
Biological process (GO): cytokine-mediated signaling pathway
Cellular component (GO): external side of plasma membrane; membrane
Molecular function (GO): cytokine receptor activity; protein binding
Source: RefSeq, a predicted model, not a curated record